Messenger RNA from Triticum aestivum (bread wheat), 1073 nucleotides. RefSeq names its product LRR receptor-like serine/threonine-protein kinase EFR. The transcript has a single exon. The record is from RefSeq and is a predicted model, not a curated record. Gene Ontology annotation, molecular function: protein binding. NCBI's taxonomy places the organism in Eukaryota, Viridiplantae, Streptophyta, Magnoliopsida, Poales, Poaceae. The annotation marks the transcript as partial.
CGUUGCAAGGAAAUAUGCCUGAGUUUCGCAAACUGCUCAAAGCUCAAGGUACUAGAUGUUUCAGUUAACAAUCUAGUUGGCCAAUUUCCCACUGAUUUGCCUCCUGACCUUCAGGUGCUGCGGAUCGCACUUAAUAACUUUGCCGGCACCAUACCUGCUUCUCUUGCCAAUAUCACAACACUAACCAUGAUUAGUUUCGCGUAUAAUCACAUCCGGGGAAAUAUCCCAAGUGAUUUUGCAUCUUUUUCGCGCUUGCAACACCUGUAUGCAGGUGCCAAUCAGCUAGCAGGCAGGUUUCCACAAAGCGUCUUAAAUCUGUCUACUCUCAUCAACCUUGCCCUUCCUCUCAAUGAUCUAAGUGGAGAGGUACCACCAAAUCUAUGUACCUCUCUGCCCAAUCUGCAGAAACUUGCAUUAGGUGGCAACUUCUUUCUAGGGCACACUACUAGUUCUUUCACGAAUGCUUCCAAUCUACACCUCUUUGAUUUGGCGGAUAACAACUUCACCGGAUUGGUGCCCACCACGAUUGGCAAACUUACCAAACUCUUGAGCUUCAAUCUUGAAUAUAAUCAGCUCCAAGCACACAGCAAGAAAGAUUGGGAGUUUUUGGACAGCUUAGGAAACUGCACAAAGCUACAGGUAUUCUCCAUGAGUUACAAUCAUCUAUCAGGGCACGUACCGCGUUCACUAGGUAACAUUUCCAAUCUGCUCCAGUAUCUAUACUUGGAUGAAAAUCAACUAUCAGGAGAUUUUCCUUAUGGUAUAACAAACCUUCGCAACUUGAUCGUUGUAUCACUGGGAGGAAAUCACUUUACAGGUGUGAUUCCAGAGUGGAUUGGGCCUCUCAACACAUUGCAACAGAUAGAUUUAGACACAAACCUCUUUACGGGGGUCAUUCCGUCAUCCUUGUCAAAUUUGUCUCAGUUGGGGCAACUUGAUCUACACUCAAACCAGUUCAUUGGCCAGAUACCACCAAGCUUUGGUAACUUUCCUGUAGAAGGACAAGUUAUGGCUGUGUAAUCGCAAUAUAUUGAUCGGUGCACCAGGCACGUAUAUAUAAGUACAGAGGUGGG